UGCAGGUAUUGUAUAAAGCGAAUCCGUUUUUAGUCCUAGCGCUAGGAGAUGUGAACUUCCAACGCCGCCCAUCCCCAUUGUGGUUCUAAUUUAAUGCUGCGAAGCCAGGCAAUAAACAAAAACGAUGACGAUGAUGUUGAAGAAACGAAAUUUUAUCAACAUGGAUGGCCCUCCGCAAAUACCAUCGCGCCUUCUGGAAUGGACGCCUGCACUUCUCCGCAUCUUUGUGCAGCACUUCUUUUUGACGUCGCUUUUCAUUGCCGGCAUAUUCAUUCUUCCGUGUUCUUGUCUGCAGCUAGGGAGUCAAAGCGGGCACGAUUUGGCGUCGACUAGUUCUGUCUCACCCGCCGGUGCCGGGCCGUAUAAUCCCGGUGCAUCGAUUCAUUUCCGCGAGGAUGACGCUAACGCCGUUGUCGCCCGGGGGGAGCUACAACAUGCAGUGCUGGAUACAGCGGUGCCCGCAAGAACUAGCGGCCCUUUUCCGCCGCACUGGAUUGGACACUCUGUCUUGGCGAGCGAAGUGCUCUACCAUGCCGCAGACAUGCCGUCAGAUAGUACGUACACGCCACCAUGGCCUCAGCCGCAGGCAGUUGAAAGUUACCACUCGCAGCACCAGCAUACCGGACGGCCUCAACCUGAACUCAAUCACAGUCGUGGUUUUCUGGAACAACUACACCAGACCGCGGACGGCGCAACGACAGAUGCCGCAACUAGAGGCAGCGUUAGUGCCCCGCGAGGACCACACACUACGACCGGCGCCGCACCGUCGCGGCUGCCUUUCGCGGCCGUAGCUGGAGGCGGGUCGCUGACGCUGGCAGGACGAAGCGAAGACGAUAUCAAGGCGUGGACAGCUACAGGCUACAUCCCGGAAGGUCCGCUUCUACAUCGGAGGGACUUGAUCUCUCAUAAUGCGGGCUCUGGCAUGUCGAUGUCGCAAACCCAAUCGCAACAGCAGGAACAAGGAGUCAAGCACCACGCGCCGCCGCCCAAAGCCUCCUUCAUUACGAACAGGGGGAACAAGAGCUAUGCGAUAGGGUGGACCGGCGCGCCAUCAGCCCGUAAUGUUCAGUUUCAGCCCCUCCGAAGCGUCGAGGCCGUUGAGCAAGUGCGGGUUACCGUCGUCCCGCCGGCGGAGGGACCUAUUCUGAUGUCGGCCGGCACGAUGAAUAAUAACUCCUCCAACGAGGACCCUGGAGCUCCAUAUUAUGCUGGGCGGUUGUUCCCGUUCGCGGUUGGGCCGCCGCCUUGCGGAACAACUCUUGCCGCGGUACAAGAAUCGCCGGCGUCGUCUGCCUCGAGCUUGAAUAAAACGGUUCUUGUGGACUGUUCAGAAGAUGCACGACGGGGAGCGCAACCGCAUCAUGAACAUUCUUCCGGCGCCUCAGACGACAAUCAACGUACGCUGCCCACGGAGCAGUCGUCGUGCCCGGUCGGUGCUGCUGCUACCUCCGCUACAGCGGUCUCAAACUUACAAAUGAACACCUCUAGUACUGAGCAAAGUCGGUCCUCGACGCCCGGGCAGUCCAACCAGAGCAGCGGAAGCUCGCACACGUGCAUCAGCGCCGCCAGUGACUGUCCACACGUUGGGCUGCCGCUCACCGCGACUGGCGGGCCGUAUUUGUGCUGCAAAGCACGACUCAAAUUCGAGAAAACGACGAAGCCCGCGAUUGACCCCGCGGUAAAGCAAUUCUGUGCCUUCAACUACGGCCGGAUGGUGCAGCUCUGGCGCACGAACGCGAAGGAACAGAGCGCGUUGGUGUGUGGUUCUUUUCGGGACUAUGAGAAGGCCGCGGAUAUUUUUCCGACAGAAUCUUCCAAUUAUGCGGGGGCUGGUGGUGGUGGAGAGUCGUCGGCGUGUAAAAAUGCGGCGGUUUAUUUCCGUUGCGCGUCGGGAAGCUUGGCGUCCGGAGUCACGAAUUGUAGCACGGCUUGUUCCAGUUACACGGCAGGCGCCCAACCGGCAAGGAAGCCUGUUCUAAAAGGCUGGCGUGAAGGCGGCCAUGAACUGCCUGUGGAAGGCGAGGAUAGUCAAAAUUACGCAGCACAAGAUCAUGUCACGACGAUGUUCUGCGGGCCGGAGGUGGUAGAAGAGGACCUGAAAAGAACUACCGAGAACCACGCAGCGCAAGAACUCGCAGAACAAGAACUACCUACCGCCACUCUCCUUGCAGAGGAGCACGCAAGCCGCGAUAGAGUACGUGCGUCUCUGUUGCAGAUUCACGAGGGCCACUGCAGCAUGAGCGUCUGCACCUCUAGUGCAACAGAGAAUACGAACAAACAAGAAUCGGCGAGUCGUUUAUUAAGCGGAGGUGCACCAAGCGCCACUGCGGUGGCGAAUUUCUGCCGUCUCUCCUCUUCCGGGAGCACCAUUGCGCCGGGGUCGCUCGACAGCAGCGGGAGCAGCUUGGGUAUGGAUUCGAGCACGCGCAGUCUCCGGUCCAGUCCACCGAGCGCUGGGAGGAGUCCUUUGAUGCUGUCGGUGACGUCUGCAACAGGCGAAAGGACCACACGCCCGAUCGCAUCCGGGAGCGCUGACCAGCCACCGCCCGUUCUAGAACAAGCAUCAGCAAAAGGCGACAGAGUGCUUACACCCACCAGCUCGAACGCGGCUCCGAGCGGCAACAGCCGGAGCAUACUUGCAGAUAAAACACGGUCGUGUGCCACAAGUACGAGCUGUGCCCCCGAGAGGAACGCAGCAGAGACUACCACGAAGUCAUGUGCCGCAGGAGCUUCCAGCGUCGAACCAAGAUCGCAGCAUGCUUCUAUGAUGGAGCAAGAAGAGGCACAGCACUGGGCAUAUUUAUCGCACUUGCUUCGCGACAAGAAGAAUCAGCACAGAAGUAGACAGGGCAAGCCCAUUUACCGGCUGCGAACUGCUACAUCAACGGGAGAACGGAGCCCGUACCUUCUUUCCCAGAACACGAACAGAGGAACGAGGGCUGAACAAGAGAGCAAAACUACAAUUCGGAGUGAAGACAGCCACGAAAGUAGACAAAAAAGUACUACACGACAGGAGGCGACGAGUCAACCCUCCACUGGAGAAAAUGCUGGCACGACUACUAGCUUAUCGACGCUACGCCGCAUUUUUCCCGUUGGAUGUACAACAGAAACCGUACCUACUUGCAGCCCAAUGAACACAACGGGUCUGGAUUUUCCCCUGGAAGAGCGGAACGAAACUGGCCACGUUCCAGCGCAACGCUGGCGACAGGAGGACAAAGCGAAAGACCGGGAGAACUACCCAAGCUGGAUCGACACUCCUGCGAGAACAGAUGCUCCGUGGACCUCGCAGCUCCCCCCAGUCCCCUACGACAAUACUUUUCUGUCCCAUGGUGCCGAUAAUUGCAGAUCCUCCCGUUCUUCGCGGCGGAACUGCAACCUGGUUUUACCGACCUGCAUCGGAGGCAGCUCUUGUCGUGAUCAGAAUGCCACGACGAUGAUUUCUCCGCCUUUUGCCGCCGGCCCGGCCGCGGCUUUGUUACUGCAACUAUCUGCAGGUGGUGGGGAUGGUGCAGGCUGUUGCGCCGACCCAGACGGGGCGGCGAGCAGCUGCGGCUCGUCCACAGGCGGGGGCCGGUGCUACGUCUUCUACCGGAGUCGGGACGACUGCUGCUGGGGCUGCGUUUUCGUGUUUGACUCGAUUUGCUCGCUCUUUCGCAUGCUGUUCGGCUUCAAUCUUGUGGAGGGACGAGGAGUGUAUUACUCGUACUCCUGA
This is a messenger RNA of Amoebophrya sp. A120, 3712 nucleotides long. The record is from the annotation of a GenBank genome assembly. Lineage: Eukaryota; Dinophyceae; Syndiniales; Amoebophryaceae.